AUGUACAAGGACAGUGAAAAUAACAACGUCGAAAAAAAAGGUCAAGAAAAAGAUGAAAAAGUUAUAAUAAGAGUUAAAAGAAAAAUUGAUGAUACUACCAUCCCAUCAAUUUAUAUGAAAAAGUCAAAUAAAAGAAUAUGUAAUGGAAUAUUUUAUAAACAUAUCGAUACAGUUGCCCCAGAGGUUGAUAUAGAUAAAAAAAAUUUCGAAUGUGUUAAGCUGUUUUUAAAACAUGAACAGUGCAAUAGUAGUAGUACUACUGUUACUAUUAAUGACGUAUUUUCCUUCGUCGAAAAAAAAAGAAAAUUCCGUUCCUUUAAGUGUUAUGAAAAGGAUUUAAAAGAUACCAUAAAUAAUUUAAAAAGAUAUAAAAUAGUGAAUCAAAAUAUUCAGUAUAUAGAUUUAGAUAAAGAAAAAAAGGGAAUAUAUAAAAUUAUUGACGUGGAUUUAUUACAUGAAUGUGAAUAUGACAAUAUUGAAGCUUCUCAAAACAAUGAACUUAAGAAGGAACUUGUACAAGAGCAAACGAAGGAGGAAGAUAGGCACAGAAAUAUAGAACAAGAACAAGAAUUUGAAUAUGAUUUAUACGUUAUAGAUGACCAGAAGUUACAAACAAAUGAUUAUAUGGACUAUCUGUAUAAUAUAAAAAAUAAUAAUAUAGAUCCAUCGGAGGUAAUAGUACUAGAGGAUGUUUAUGGAAAUAACUCAAACGAGUAUGACUCGAAGUCUUUUUCUUCUUCUUCUUCCAGUUCCGACUGUGACACAUUGAAGGAAAUGUCAGACUAUCCAGAUGAAAGUUCGAGUAGUGAACUUAUGAAUAAUGAUUCCAUUGAUGAUGGAAAUGACCACGACUCUAUGAGCAGUGACUGUGAUGAUAGAAGUGUGAGAAGUGCUAGAAGUGUUAGAAGCGUGAGGAGUGAUAGAAGUGUGAGAAGUGUUAGAAGUGUGAGAAGUGAUAAUCUCUACGAAAUUAAUCUUGAAAUUGAUUCCUGUGCAAACAGCUUGCACAGUGACAACUACCAGGAAACUUAUGAAAAUGAUUACCACCAUGAAAACAGUAUGGACAUGGGUUCUCAUGAAAACAAGAUGGAUAGCGACUAUUACCAUGAGAAUCUCAUAAACCAAUUUAGUAAUUACAGUGACGAGGAUUCAUUAGGGGUAUACUUAAAAAAUGGUGGCUGUGAUGAAAACAUGUUUGAUAAUAAGAGAUCAAAUUACAUAAACAAUUGGGGAAGUUACAUAAAGGGGAAAAAUAUCACUCAUAGUUAUAAUGACAAUGGUGCUCAUAACAGAUGUAAUAAUAAUGGAAAACAAAAAAGUAGUCCAUCAAAAAAAAGAGAAAAGAAAACCCAUAUGCAUAAGGAAAAAAUGAAUUCUUUGAUUUUUGAAGAGAAAAUAAAGAACGAGUUAGAAAAACGAUUAAAAAAAAAAAAUGAAAAUAUGGUAAACAUAACAUUAUCGGAUAAGCUAAAAAUAUUGGAGCAAAUGGAAAAAGAGUAUUAUGAUAAAUAG
Plasmodium gonderi is the source of this 1512-nucleotide messenger RNA. RefSeq lists its product as hypothetical. Bases 1 to 1512 code for a protein of 503 amino acids. The transcript has a single exon. Lineage: Eukaryota; Apicomplexa; Aconoidasida; Haemosporida; Plasmodiidae. The record is from RefSeq and is a predicted model, not a curated record.